GAACUGAGUUUUUACAUUGUUCUUGUGAUUUAUUUCAGAUGAGCCAGCUAUGUUUAAGCAUGAUAGAAAAGGUCUUUUGUCCAUAUCAAUUGCUGAUCGUUAUGGUAUUGGUUCUCAUUUUGCAAUAACAUUGAAACCCGAUGACUAUCUUGACAGGUUCAAUGUGGUUUUUGGGCAGCUUGUUGAUGGAUUUGAUACGUUGAGAAAGAUUGAAGAGUUGCCUUCAUUGCCUGUUGAAGCUGAUGAUUAUGCUUCAUUGGUCGCUGUUAAAGUUGACGAUUGUGGGGUUUAUAUUGAAGGUAGUGAAAGCGAAACUGACAACAACAGUGAUGAUGAAAGUCUUGAAGAUGUUCCAUGGGGAAAGCGAAAGCGAAUAGAUCAUUCUCAAAAGAAUGCUGAAGUUAGGCGCCCCUUAACUAGGCUAACGGUAUUGCCGAUGCUUAAGCAGAAGAAUCCCUUGGUUUUUAUGGACGUCUGUAUAGAUGAUCAUUGUUGUGAAAGGAUGAUUUUUAAGCUAUUCUAUGAUAUAGCCCCCUUUACUGCAGAAAAUUUCCGUGCGCUAUGUACAGGAGAAAAGGGACUCAGUCCAAAUGGUCAGGUACUGUGGUAUGUAGGCUCUUUCUUUUAUCCCAUCGAGCAAGGUUGCUCCUAUAUCAAGGGGGGUGAUAUUUAUGCUGGAGGGGACUUUCAAGAAUUCACUUAUACUUCAAGAUGCCCAGAGGGAUGUGGAGAAAGCAUAUAUGGUUCAAACUUCCCAGAUGAGUCACCUACUCUUGAGCAUUCUAAAGAAGGUCUUUUGUCAAUGUCAAAAGAUGAUUGCAAAAAAUUUGGUUCUUUAUUUGUGAUCACAUUGAAAGCUGAUCCAUCCCUUGACAGUUCAUACGUGGUCUUUGGGGAGCUUAUUGGUGGAAAACGCACACUGAAUAUGAUUGGCGAAUCUGGUUUUAAGCUACCUGUUCAAAUCAUCAAAUGUGGUGGCUAUAUUGAAGGUUGAAGAUUCUGGUUCGGUUCUGAAUAAAGCACUGGGGCUGGUCUAUCGAAUUUUGGUCGUCGUUGUACUAUUCAGUUUAUUGUGGAUUGUGGACUCUAAUGUAGGCAUGAUACUGUGAUGCCAAGUUCAGGGAAUCAUGUUUUCUAUUGCAUUGUGUGGAACCUAUGGAUAAUCACUGCUUUUGUGAUCUAUCUUCUAGAAUACUGUGGAACCUAUUUUAAUUUAUGAAUGGAAGACUUGAUUUUAUUGUGACCCCA
Messenger RNA from Prosopis cineraria, 1248 nucleotides. Its product is annotated as peptidyl-prolyl cis-trans isomerase CYP95-like. Lineage: Eukaryota; Viridiplantae; Streptophyta; Magnoliopsida; Fabales; Fabaceae. The record is from RefSeq and is a predicted model, not a curated record. Gene Ontology annotation, biological process: protein peptidyl-prolyl isomerization. Bases 50 to 994 code for a protein of 314 amino acids. Gene Ontology annotation, molecular function: peptidyl-prolyl cis-trans isomerase activity. The transcript is spliced from 12 exons.